Molecule: messenger RNA, 1074 nt
Organism: Cladophialophora yegresii CBS 114405
Lineage: Eukaryota; Fungi; Ascomycota; Eurotiomycetes; Chaetothyriales; Herpotrichiellaceae
Exons: 1
Coding region: 1-1074 (357 amino acids)
Source: RefSeq, a predicted model, not a curated record
AUGUCACUCUUCGGACUGCAGCGUAUGCUUGACCAGAAACGGAAUCCCCCUAAGCCACCGACCGAGUCAUUCGCUGGUAGGACCAUUCUCUUGACCGGCGCAACAUCUGGCCUAGGCUUUGAAGCCGCCAAAAAGUUCGUGGGCCUCAAUGUCGACAAACUUAUCAUCACGGCGCGCAACGAAAGCAAAGCUCUGGCAGCGAAGGGGCGGAUCGAGGAAUGGGAAAAGUCGAACCCGAGGGCGGCCGAUGCGAAACAUACCGAGAUCAUUCCGAUGGUCCUCGUCAUGAGCUCGUUCGCCGAUGUCCAAAAGUUGGCAAACGAGCUGAAAGCAAAAUUCCCAGGAGGCAUCGAUGGCGCCAUUCUUAACGCUGGAAUGAUGAACACAACAUACGUCAAAAGCAGUGAUGGUUGGGAAGAGACUCUUCAAGUGAACGCCCUGAGCACCUUCCUCCUCGGCCUUCUCAUCCUGCCACUUCUCAUCGUCUCAGCAGACUCGGGAAGAACCGCAAACUACAAGCCUCACCUGACAUUCAUCUCUUCGGGCACAGCCUGGAUCAUCCAACCAGACGAGAUGAAGGCGUUCAUGGCCAGCGAGAAAGCUCUGGAGGACCUAAGCCAACAAAAGAACUUUCCUGGCGGCCUCUCCGGCGGUGCAGGCCAAUACGCCAGAUCCAAGCUCGUGCUCGAGUAUGCCGUGCGUCAUCUGGCAGCCUCGCCUGCCAUAAAAGGCCUCGACGGGAAGCCCAAGGUAAUCAUCAAUACGAAUUGCCCCGGCCUGUGUAAAAGCGACCUGGGCCGUGAGGUUGGAAAGGGCAAUCCACUCAUUCAGCUUGCAAGGUGGGUGCUAGAGGCCAUUCUUUCUCGCACGGCGGAAGACGGCGCCAACACAUACGUCACGGCGCUGGAGCUUGGCGACGAGUGUCACGGCCAGAUGUGGAAGAAUAAUCGCGCCUUUGAGGUCGGGCCGAUGUUGGCCACGGACGAGGGGAGAAGGUUUGGCGACAAGAUGUGGAAUGAGAUUGUCCACGUUCUGCUCGAGGUUGAUGGCAGUGCAAAGGCUUUCUUGGGCUGA